CGCUUCCAGCGGGCAGCGCCGGGGCGACCGCGGCGCGGGGCACGCAGCAGGCGACGGCCGCCUCGCCGCAGCCGGCCCGUCCGCCGGGCCCGCGGCGGCGGCGCCACCAGCCGUCAGAACCCCAACCCGGCUCCCUCAUGGCUGCGGCCAAGGCAGAGAUGCAGCUCCUGCCCCCGCUGCAGAUCUCCGACCCCUUCGGCGUCUUUCCGCACUCGCCCCCCGCCGUGGACACUCAUUAUCCCAAGCUGGAGGAGAUGAUGCUGCUCAGCGGCGGGGGUCCGCAGUUCCUCGCCCCCCCCGGGGCGCCCGAGAGCGCGGGCUUCGGCGCCGCCGGCGAGCCCGGGGAGCAGCACUUCGAGCACCUGGCGGCAGACACUUUUCCUGAGAUCUCCCUGAACAACGAGAAAACCCUGCCAGAAACCAGCUAUCCCAACCAAACCACGCGACUGCCACCAAUAACUUACACCGGGCGCUUCUCCCUCGAGCCAGCCCCCAACAGUGGCAACACCUUAUGGCCAGAGCCCCUCUUCAGCCUCGUCAGUGGGCUGGUGGGCAUGGCUAAUGCACCUCCCACCUCUACACCUUCUUCGUCGUCACCGUCCUCCUCCUCGCAGAGCCCCCCUCUGAGCUGCUCUGUCCAAGCCAGCGAGAACAGUCCAAUCUAUUCGGCUGCACCAACUUUUCCCAAUUCCAACUCUGACAUUUUCCCUGAACCGCAGACCCAGUCCUUUCCCAACCCCUCUGGAGCUCCCAUCCAGUAUCCACCUCCAGCUUAUCCGACUGCUAAAAGCAACUUUCAGGUGCCAAUGAUCCCGGAUUACCUGUUCCCUCAGCAACAGGGUGAGCUCAGUCUUGUUCCGGCUGAUCAGAAGCCCUUCUCUGCCCUUGAGACCAGAGCACAGCAGCCUUCCCUCACGCCACUGUCCACUAUUAAGGCAUUUGCUACUCAGACUGGCUCCCAGGAGCUGAAGACCCUCAACACUAACUAUCAGUCCCAGCUGAUCAAGCCCAGCAGGAUGAGGAAAUACCCAAACCGUCCCAGCAAGACCCCUCCUCAUGAGCGACCCUAUGCCUGCCCUGUGGAGUCCUGUGACCGGAGGUUUUCACGGUCUGAUGAGCUAACACGGCACAUACGCAUCCACACGGGACAGAAACCUUUCCAAUGCCGCAUUUGCAUGCGGAACUUCAGUAGGAGCGACCACUUGACUACGCACAUCCGCACGCACACAGGAGAGAAGCCGUUUGCCUGUGACAUUUGUGGCAGAAAGUUUGCCAGAAGUGAUGAGAGGAAGAGACACACUAAAAUCCACCUUAGGCAGAAGGACAAGAAAGUGGAAAAGGCAGCUCCAGUCUCAACUGCUUCCCCCAUUCCUGCCUACUCAUCCUCUGUGACGACAUCCUACCCUUCCUCCAUUGCUACCACUUACCCUUCACCAGUGCGCACAGUGUAUUCCUCCCCUGCUCCCUCUUCCUUUCCCUCCCCUGCACACACCACAUUCCCAUCUCCUUCUAUAGCAACCACUUACCCCUCUGGCACCGCCACUUUUCAGACCCAAGUGGCCACCUCCUUCUCAUCUCCAGGGGUCACCAACAACUUCAGCUCACAGGUGACCUCAGCACUUUCAGACAUGACAUCAACCUUUUCUCCAAGGACAAUUGAGAUUUGCUGAGAUUACCUUCUGGAGCAGGAGACCUCACCUUUUCGAUUGGUAGUAUCAGACAUGGAGUCUCCAAUUACUCCCCCAACGCCAUACAUUGCAAGGCUAUUUAACUUUUCUUUAAACUUCAGCUGCCUGAAACAACCACAGUUUUAAGUUUUACACCUCUGUUGAAUGACUUAAUUUGCAUGGACUGUGGAUAUAAGUUCAGUAUAACUUUCCCCGUAAACAAUAGUCUUUUAUUAGGAAGAAAGGACUUUUGAUUAAGUAUGUAGCUGAUGUAAAUUGUACAUGUGCCAUGGUUUUGCUUUCCUUUAGGUACUAGUGAUGUGAAAAAUCUUUGCAUAUCCAUAUUGUAUCAUUUGGAGUUUGCAGGGCCAUAUUUUGUAAAUGUUAAUUCUGUUUCAGUGACAAAGCUGUAAUGAGUUUCAAACAUCUUUGGGAACAGCACUUACUGUAUUUGAGCAUGUUAGAAUGAUGCUAUGUAAAUAUCAACCGAUGAGACACUCACAUGUGGCAGAAGUUUUGUUUUUAAAGUUACAAGUCUUGGUGCCUUUUUGUGAAGCCUUGCUGACAUCAUGCAUUUGUGUGAAUGGAUGCUUUGCAUCUUGCCUUAAAGUGAAAGGGAUGUUACUCAAAGAAUGUAAGGGAGAGCAGGGAAUGGGUGGGGAGCACAAGAAAGCCCUGGGGGACGAAAUGUAAGCAAAAAAAAAAACAACAAACCAAACCCCACACCUCUCAAAGUCUAUUUUUGUUACAAAAAUGUAAAUUUAUAUAUAUAUAUAUUCAGGAGUCGGAAUGUUGUAGUUACCUACUGAGUAGGCGGCAAUUUUUGUAUGUUAUGAACAUGCGGUUCAUUAUUUUGUGGUUUAUUUUUACUUUGUAAUUGUGUUUGUUAAAAUGAAAGUGACUGUUUGGCUUUUAAACACAUCGAAUGCGCUUUCCUGCCAAUGGGAUAUUUGGUGUACAAUACCCUUCAGAAAAAAAUAAAUAAAAUAUCGAGUUGUGCGGAAUUCUACAUUUUCCUUUAAGUUGCUACAUAGGAAGACUGUGCUGCAGCAACCCUGACUCCUUGAGUGGCUGGGAAAUAACAAGUGAUGCUUGUCUCCUGGAGAAAUACCCUCUUAAAGAAAGGAAGGGAGAUCAAUCACUCCUAAGUCCAGCUGCUUGCAAAGGCAUGGAUGGAGUGUGUGCAUCCCUGCGUUACAUCCAUCACCCGCUAUUUUGAAGUAGCCACGAUUCCUGUUUUCUGGCUUCUCCAGAAGUAUCUGAGCUAGUCUUCGGAAGAAAGACAAUCUUCCCAGUGCUGAAAGCGAUGUUUGAAAACUAGAAUCUCAACUGUGUGUUCAUAAAUAGUCAGAAAUCUUACUGGAUGGCAAGAUAAUAAAGCAGUUUCUAGG
This is a messenger RNA of Calidris pugnax (ruff), 3058 nucleotides long. RefSeq names its product early growth response 1 (gene EGR1). Gene Ontology annotation, molecular function: DNA-binding transcription factor activity, RNA polymerase II-specific; RNA polymerase II cis-regulatory region sequence-specific DNA binding. The record is from RefSeq and is a predicted model, not a curated record. Lineage: Eukaryota; Metazoa; Chordata; Aves; Charadriiformes; Scolopacidae. The transcript is spliced from 2 exons. The coding region runs from base 138 to 1670 and encodes 510 amino acids. Gene Ontology annotation, biological process: regulation of transcription by RNA polymerase II.